This is a messenger RNA of Ricinus communis (castor bean), 1335 nucleotides long. RefSeq names its product ribosomal RNA small subunit methyltransferase G. The coding region runs from base 211 to 1071 and encodes 286 amino acids. NCBI's taxonomy places the organism in Eukaryota, Viridiplantae, Streptophyta, Magnoliopsida, Malpighiales, Euphorbiaceae. The transcript has 7 exons. The record is from RefSeq and is a predicted model, not a curated record. Gene Ontology annotation, cellular component: cytosol; cytoplasm. Gene Ontology annotation, molecular function: rRNA (guanine-N7-)-methyltransferase activity. Gene Ontology annotation, biological process: rRNA processing.
ACUAUGAACCACGACCAUUGAAAAAAGAAAUGCUGUAUGCCUUUAAAGUGAAUUGCCUUGGUAGUGUCCAAAGACAAAACUCAAAUAGUUUCUCUUAAGUUUUGAGUUUAAAAACGUUCGGCCUGGGAGUCCGUUAAGUUGUUAGCAACUUCCCCAAGUGGUGCGAACAAAUUGUAUCACAAGCAAGCGCGGGAAAAAACAAACAAAAAAAUGCUGGUUCGCCUUUGCAGGAUUAAUGUCCCGUUAUGUUUCUCUGUGGGGAAUUUUACCGAACGACUUCCGGUCGCAAAAUUAAAAGCGUCUUCACCUCGAAGAAUCAACGCAAAAGCCCUAACCGCAACAGCUAUUCACACGACUUCUUGUUUCGAAAGUCUAAAUUCGCGCCAAAAAGAACAGAUUCGCCACUAUGUCGAUGCUCUUCUUGAGUGGAACCAAAAAAUGAAUCUUACCGCGGUUACAGAAGCAAAUGAAGUGAUGAGAAGGCAUAUAGAGGAUUCACUUGCUAUGUUAACUCCUAUACGCAAAUCAUAUAUUUCGCAUUGUAGCUCUUCAAUUGAUAAUCUUAAACUCGUUGAUGUGGGUACUGGUCCUGGUCUUCCUGGAUUAAUUUUAGCCAUUGCUUGUCCAGGUUGGAAAGUGACCCUUUUGGAGUCAAUGAACAAGCGUUGCGUUUUCUUGGAGCAUGCAGUUAAUGUUACUGGGUUGUCAAACGUUGAAGUUUUAAGGGGAAGAGCAGAGAGUUUAGGUCAGAAUGAUUCUUUUAGAGAGCAAUUUGACGUAGCUGUGGCCAGAGCAGUUGCAGAAAUGAGAGUUUUAGCCGAGUAUUGUCUUCCUCUAGUUCGGGUUGGUGGACUGUUUAUUGCUGCAAAGGGCCAUGAUCCCCAAGAGGAAGUUAGAAAUGCAGAAAGAUCAAUCCAACUGAUGGGUGCGUCUGUAUUGCAACUUUGCUCCGUAGAAUCACACAGCCCAUAUGGACAGCGAACUGCCAUUAUAUCUGUUAAAGAUCGCCCCACUCCAAGGAAGUAUCCACGUGACCCAGGUGGGUAUCAAUGCACUACAAGGAAGAAAUAAUACUGGAGGAAUAAAAUGAGGUGUAAUUAUCUGGAGUUCAUAAAUAUUGAGAAUGUAACGAGCAUUUUUAUUUUAUUUUCUGUAAGCAAUAAUACUCCUAUGCAGGGGUGAGGCCACACUGUAAACAAGAGGGGGGCAGUUGCUCCCCUUUUUUAGUACCAUUAGAAAACAUAAAAGAGACAUGUCCUCUUGUAAAAUAGCGAAUUACCCCCCUUGUCUUGUGAAGAUUUACAUUAUAGUAUCAUAAUAAAUUAUUGGUUCACC